CUGGGCAUGAAAGAAUAACACUGAUGGAAGGCUGCUGUGGCAUCAAAGGUUGCCCGUGCUGAUGAGUAUGUGCAAGCCAGGAAGGUGGAAUCAACCCUGGACCAGAUGAAAACCUUCUCAGAGCAUGGAUGGAGACUGGGCCAACCCUGGCACAUGGAAAUGGACCUGUGCAGCUUAAAAGUCAGGCACAACACAGCAGCAGCAGCAGCAGGGAGAGGAGGAUUUGUCCCAGUGAAUACACAACUGUAUGAGGAUAUCUCAGCAGGCAGCCCCCAAGCUCCAGCAGGACCCAAGGAUCCAGGAUCCAGCACAAUGCAGUGGCCCGAGAAAGGAUUUUUGUGGGUCAGCUGGAUGUGUUCCCUGCUUCAUACUGAGGCUCUGAGAUGGACCCGAGGUUUACACUUCAAGUUCUGGGAACAGAAAGUAAUCAGAAGUUUUUCCAGCUAUCUAAAGCACAGACCCACGGAACCAAUUUUAAUUAGAAAGCCUAGUGGGAAAAGCUCUGCAGGAGCUCCAGUCACAGUUGGCCAGGCCCCUGGCUGGGUGAGCUGGGACCUGGCUGAGGGCAGGACCUGCUUGCAAGGAGAGGCUGCCAAGAUUGUGCUGAGAGUGCUGCAGGCCAGGUGCUGGCUGUGCUCAGCACUGUGGGAUAGCCUGGCUGUGGUUCUGUACCAGCUGGAGCGUGUGGAAUCCGUGUUGACCGACGCCUGCACGGCUUCAUCCUUGUUUCUGGCUGUGAGCUGUGUCAUGUGCCUUCUCCCAAACACCUCGCUGCUGUCACAGCUCAGUGUUUGCCAUAUGUCACAGCCCCGUGCCUGA
This is a messenger RNA of Lepidothrix coronata (blue-crowned manakin), 819 nucleotides long. RefSeq lists its product as uncharacterized. The transcript is spliced from 6 exons. NCBI's taxonomy places the organism in Eukaryota, Metazoa, Chordata, Aves, Passeriformes, Pipridae. The record is from RefSeq and is a predicted model, not a curated record. Bases 106 to 819 code for a protein of 237 amino acids.